Messenger RNA from Clupea harengus (Atlantic herring), 2220 nucleotides. It is a transcript of the gene fbxl22, whose product is annotated as F-box and leucine rich repeat protein 22. NCBI's taxonomy places the organism in Eukaryota, Metazoa, Chordata, Actinopteri, Clupeiformes, Clupeidae. Gene Ontology annotation, molecular function: protein binding. The record is from RefSeq and is a predicted model, not a curated record.
UUCUCUGCCAGGAAUUCCAUUGUGACGGCUUGCUGUGUGUGGGUGUGUGGGUGUUUGUGUGUGUGUGUUUUUCCUCAGUGCUCUCUGUUGAAGAACUUCCUGUGCUUAUGUCCUGUACAUGAGCAAAUAGACACGCUGAGUCUUGGGUCACGGUGUUCUUUUUGAACUGCAAUGGGUUACAGAAGGUGUUGUGACAGAGGCAAGAAAGUAAAAGCCCUCGGUUGCUUCACUCUGUUCAAACAUCCACUCCCGUUCCUGUCUCUGUGGUGUGAGUUGACCAGUCGUCGCAGAAGGAACAUUCUUUUUCCUCUUUGAUUUUUUUCUCUUAUCGAUUCCAGCCCUGACCUGCGCCCGGAGAAGAAAAUGAAAUAUAACUGACGACUACUCAGGGACACAAAGGCAGCUUUAAAUUGACUUCAACCUUGUUUCCCUUUAAUGUUCCCCCAAUGCUUUAUUGAUUUCUACACACACACACACACACACAUUUAGUAUGCACAUACAUAUAGUGUGUGUGUGUGUGUGUGUGUGUGUGUGUAAGAUAAUAAUAGUGUUAUUCACACCUAAUAUAAACGUCUCUGUUAAAGUAUGGUGUGUUUCUAUAAACACACUCAUGGCCUGAGUGCUAAUGCUAUCGUGUGUAUCCCCAGUGAUGACAGAGGGCACAGAGGCUACAACAUCUAUGUGCUAGGAGCCGAGAGACAGAUGGGCCAGGAGCAGAAGAGUGUGUGUGUGUGUGUGUGUGUGUGUGUGUGUGUGUGUCUGCCUGCCUGCCUCACACAAAACUCCAUUUUUGUCUGCGCCUGCAGUUGUCCUCCCAAAAUAACCUCCAUUCCACAGGACCUUAUAUGUGCAGGGGGUGCUCCUGUGCUCGUAGGCAGAGGAGGGGAGUCCAGGCCGCACAAUACACACGGCAGCUUGACUGCACAAGGCCCCUGCUACUACUACUGCUACUGCUACUAUUAUUACUAUUACUAUUACUGCUACUGCUACUACUACUGCUACCGCUGCUACUGCCACCGCUGCUGCUGCCAUUGGUGGGGAAGCUCCUCCAUCUCCCGCCCAAUCAGAGCCAUGCACCUGACGGAGCUGAACAGGGAGUGCCUGCUGCACCUCUUCUCCUUCCUGGACAAGGAGAGCCGGCGGAGCUUGUCUCUGAGCUGCUGGAGGAUGCGGGAGGUGUUCCUGGAGCCGGGCCUGUGGACGCUGCUGCGCUUCGGCUCGCCCGCGGAGCUGCGGCGGGGAAACUUUGUGCUGGGCGCCGCGCUGCGCCACCUGGCCGUGUGCUGGCACUCCAGCCGCGUGAAGGUGUGCAACGUGGAGGAGUGGAUGAAGAGCAGCUUCCAGAAGGAUCUGUGCAGGAAGCACGAGAGCCUGGUCAGCAGCUUCCUGGAACGUGUCUGCCACAUGUGUCCAAACCUCCUCUCCCUGACCCUGUCUGGCUGUGGCCACAUCACAGACUCUGACAUUGUGAGCGUGUUGCGCUGCUGCCGUCGCCUGCGGAGGCUGCGCCUGGAGAACUGCUCGCGGGUGACGGACGCUGUGCUGCGUGCCGCAGCGCUCCACGGCGGGAGCCUGGAGGAGGUGCGGGUGGACUUCUGUCGCAACGUCAGCCGCUCCGGGCUGCAGGCGCUCCGCGAGAGCCGGCCGGAGCUGGUGCUGGGUGCGGAGCGGAGCGCCGAGAUGAUCCCGGACACCAGGCCAGAGGACCGGCCGCACGUCCGCCGAGCGCUGCAGAAGGUCCUGCUGUACGUCUGAGACCCAAAACAAGAGAGCAGAACAGAACCAAACUGGACCCAGAGCAAGAGAGCAGAACAGACUGGACCCAGAACAAGAGAGCAGACCAGAACCAGACUGAGAUCCAGAACAUGAGAGCAGAACAGAACCAAACUGAGACCCACAGCAAGAGAGCAGAACAGAACCAGACUGGACCCAGAACAAGAGAGGAGGCUGCACUGAAGACGAGUGUUUUGGGAACAAACUGUACUAUCAAUAGAGACCAGAUAACUAAGGAUUGUUUUUUACAAUUUUUAAGGGGACAUUAUCAGAGACAGGUUUAAGCUGUGUGUGUGUGUGUGUUUGUGUGUGUUUUACAGAUAGAUUUGUAUGAUCUUUAUGUUUUUUUAUUGUAAUGUUUUUUGAUGAUUUAUUAUUAUUUGUUUGACCAUACAUGUGAAAGCCUAUUUGUGUUUGACUUUCUAACAUAAAAACUGAUCUGCUGUU